Messenger RNA from Stereum hirsutum FP-91666 SS1, 1155 nucleotides. RefSeq lists its product as uncharacterized. The transcript has 2 exons. The coding region runs from base 1 to 1155 and encodes 384 amino acids. Lineage: Eukaryota; Fungi; Basidiomycota; Agaricomycetes; Russulales; Stereaceae. The record is from RefSeq and is a predicted model, not a curated record.
AUGAACAACCCCGCACGCCCUGUGCUUGCCCUGCCUGGCGGACUUGGCACCACGAUCACGCCGAUGAACUCACCGACACGUCCAAGUGCCAUCUCUUCCCCUCCCCUCCAUGGUCUCUCGAAGGACCCUACUGACUCACGAAGGGCCGAGUUCGAUCGCGUCUGCUACUUCAUAAAGAAACUGAAGGACGUCCGCUCUUCUGACAGUGAAUCCCCUUCUCGUCGCGACUCCAUCUCGCUCGCUCGUGCCCUUCCUCCCGCCGAUUUGGUUGACAGCGUUGGCGAUUCCGCGUCAUCAUCCCCUUCGCUCAACAGAGACGCCGACACGGCCUCUGCCUCCUCCCACUCAGUUUCCUCCUCUGUUGCCGUCGUUGAUUCUGUCGCUAAUGCUCAUCACGACAAACCCAACUCAGGCGACGAGAUUCCCGAUGAUCUCGCUCCCCUUAUCGAUAACAUUCGAGGCCAUCUCGGCAAGCCCGUUCCGAAGGUCGACGCGUGUAUCGAUAGCGAGGACUCUGAAAGCGAGUCUGACGAAGACAGUGAGCUCGCCGAUAUGAGUUACUUCCCCCCUACCGUAGCGACAACUUCAUCUACGACUUUCACGAGGAUCAACCGUCCUCGCCGCAACACCGUCGCAACGUCUGGACCCGCUAGCGGCUCUAGGCCGGACACCGACGAGUUUCUGGGGUCUAGGAUUCGACAGCUGAGACGCUGGAACAGGAGGAUGACGGUCGUGCUGGAGGAGUCGCAGAGGAGCUUCAGGCCUUUGGGCGAGUCGGUGUAUUCCUCCUCGUUUCAGGCAGUAGGGGGGAACGGUAUUGGAUUUGGUGAGAUGAGGAGGGAUCGUGUGCAGUGGGAGGAUAGGCCGAAGCAGAAGGGUAAGGAGCCCGAAAGGCAGGGGUUGAACGUGACUGGAGGUGGUAAUGCUCCUGAGGCUGGUGUAGUCCCGAGGAAGCCUGUCACUACAGGCAGGAAGUCUCUUGGAUCUUAUGCCGAGGAAAGGGAGCGGAAGCGCCUUCAUGACCUUGCUAUUUGCGCGGCACAUAUGGACGGAGACAGAGAGAGGGAGGAACGUGAAGGAGAGGAAUUUUUCCGCUGUGUAGGGAAAGAGAUUUUGGGUAAUACGGUUACAGAGCUGGGCCCACCUCGCCGUUAG